UAGUUUUUGUUUCUUUUUAGGUAAAAAAAAAACUCCUUUUGAAUCAUCUUUAAUCCUUUAUCACCAUCUUCAACAAUCACCUUGAUUAUCAUCAUCAUAUUCAUCUCAUCAUACUCAGUGUUGCUGAUGCUACAAGCAAAGCAAAAUAUCAUAUAAAUCUAAAAUAUUAAUUUAAUAAAUUAACAACUAAUUAGGUUUCUUUUUAUGUGGUGUUAAGUAUAAAUUUUCAUUGGUUUGUAUACGAUAUACUAGAAAAUCAAUCAUCAAAUAUUUGCAGUUUGUUUUCCUCUUUUUUUUUUGUCAAAAUUGUUUUCCUCUUCAUCUUCUGAACUUUACUUGUUUCGUUAUUCCUUACAUGCAAUUAAAUAUCCAAGAUGAUAUUAUACAAAUGAAGCAAUACUUAAACAGAAUUUUAUUUUAGUUACUCUUGUUCGAAAACAAGAGUUACUCGAUCUAGUGCACGAAUCUAAUUAAAUAAUUUUUAACUAUUAUCAUAUGAUAAUUGGGAAUUGUUUGGUUUGUUUCACUGAUUUUAGUUUUUGGGAAAUUUCAAUUAUAUACCACGAAUCUAAAUAAAAAUGAAUUAUUCUCGAAGAAAGAUAGUUUACCAUGUGACUGGUCAUAAUCAUAUAUAAAUGUAACAAAACUAUUUCUUGUCAUAAGUAAAUUAAUGUAUGACGUUCUGUCAAUUCUGAGUGUAAUUUAUCCUCUUAUAAACUAAGCAUAGACGCUAAGACGCACAAUCAUAACCAAAUCACGUAAUUAUGUAGUAAAUGUAACUAGCUAUAACAUUAUAUCUUGUGUUCUUAGGUGCAUGAUUUUAUUUCCAAUUUGUUUGAUGCUAUUUUCUUAUAAGCAGGUUACUAAUCUAUCACGAAGACAAAGGAUGAAUUCAUUUUCCCUCGUUCCUCCGGGUUUUAGAUUUCACCCAACAGAUGAAGAACUUGUCGACUACUACCUAAGAAAAAAAGUUGCAUCAAACAGAAUAGAAAUCGAUUUUAUCAAGGACAUUGAUCUUUACAAGAUUGAGCCAUGGGAUCUUCAAGAGUUGUGCAAAAUUGGGCAUGAAGAGCAGAGUGAUUGGUACUUCUUUAGCCAUAAAGACAAGAAGUAUCCCACAGGGACUCGAACCAACAGAGCAACAAAAGUAGGGUUUUGGAAAGCCACUGGAAGAGAUAAGGCUAUAUACUUGAGGCAUAGUCUUAUUGGUAUGAGGAAAACACUUGUGUUUUACAAGGGAAGAGCCCCAAAUGGACAAAAAUCCGAUUGGAUCAUGCAUGAAUACCGCUUAGAAACUGAUGAAAAUGGAACUCCUCAGGAAGAAGGAUGGGUCGUGUGUAGGGUUUUCAAGAAGAGACUAGCUGCAGUUAGACGAAUGGGAGAUUAUGACUCAUCGCCUUCACAUUGGUAUGGAGAUCAGCUCUCUUUUAUGGCCUCUGAGCUCGAGACAAACGGGCCACGGCGGAUUCUCCCCAAUCAGCAGCAGCACCACCAGUACGAGCACCAACAGCAGUUACCAUAUGGCCUCAAUGCAUCUGCUUACAUUCUCAAUAAUCCUAACUUGCAAUGCAAGCAAGAGCUAGAGCUACAAUACAACCACCUGGUACAACAUGAUCUUCUUCAUGAAUCCCCUUUAUCAGUAAUUCAACUUCCUCAGCUUGAAAGCCCUAAUAUCCAACAAGCUAAUUGUAGCAACUCUCUUCCUUACGGAACAAGCAACAACGAUAAUAACUCGAGUGAGAUUGCUAACUUGCAGCAGUCAAAUCUCGCACAUGAAGAGCAAAUUAAUCAAGGGAAUCAGAGUUUCAGCUCUCUAUACAUGAAUAGCGGGAACGAGCAAGCGAUGGACCAAGUCACAGACUGGAGAGUUCUCGAUAAAUUUGUUGCUUCCCAGCUCAGCAACGAGGAUGCGGCCACAACUUCUGCUUCUCUACAGAACAAUGCUAAGGACACAAGCAACGUGGAGUGCCAAGUUGAUGAAGAAAAAGAUCAGAAGAGGGUUUCAGACAUGGGAGACGAAUAUGCCGCUUCUACAUCUUCGAGUUGUCAGAUUGAUCUAUGGAAGUAAGCAAAAAGAGAUGACUUUAUCAUAUAAAUGCAUAUAUACAUAUAUCUAUAUACGUACACGCGAACACUAAUCAAGUGUAGAGAUGACGAUGGUACAGAUUUAUAUUUUGUUUGAUUGAUUCGUACUACAUUAUUGAACUUAUAUAUGUUAUAUGAAUAUGUACAUGGCGUAUAGAUGCAUACAUACUUGUACUCGAUAUGAUUAAACCAUAUAUACUCUAAUCUAAGUCAUGUAACUCCAAUAUUUUCUAGUAAACAGUUGUGCCUUAUUAUUUGUCA
Molecule: messenger RNA, 2346 nt
Organism: Brassica napus (rape)
Lineage: Eukaryota; Viridiplantae; Streptophyta; Magnoliopsida; Brassicales; Brassicaceae
Product: NAC domain-containing protein 7-like
Exons: 3
Coding region: 815-2068 (417 amino acids)
Biological process (GO): regulation of DNA-templated transcription
Molecular function (GO): DNA binding
Source: RefSeq, a predicted model, not a curated record